AUGUUUGAACUUCCAGAGGCAAAAAGAGUUCGACGCGAGGAUUUAGGCGACUCUGACCAGUCGGACGUGGACGAAGAUAAUGCGGCUGGGAAUGAUGCGGCGAUGCAAAGCCGAGUGAAUGCGCAAAUCGCUGCGGCACUGGGCCUCGACGAUGACGACGAGCCACCGGUUUCCGCGGAGCCGAUUGAACACAACACCGACAACUCUACGCAAAGGACAAAUGCUGCCCAAGUCGAUGGAGAUGCUGAUCCUGAUAAGGAACAAGGCUACGAAUUCAACCUCUUCAGCACAGCCGGCCCUGGCGGCUCAACCAAGACGGCCAAGGUGAUACUGGAGGACCCAGCUGCACCUCUAGGCGACGGCGCAUUUGUACGGCCACGGCCUCUGUCGUUCUUCACAACCAAGACGGUGUCGGCAAAAGAAAAGGAGCAGUACAGCUACGCGGCCGUCACGGGCGCCGAGAUUGUACGCUGGUCCACGCAACCGUCGUGGGGCAUGGCGAUGCCCUGGAAGGUCAUUUCGAUUAAAGCGACGCGCACGAAAAAGGUCGGCGACGACUCCACCGAGGUAUUGAUGGAGAAUGCGGACCAAGUUGACAAGAGGAAGAGGCCCGGCAAGAAGCAGCGGGUCUUGCAGCGGCAACGCAAGCGUUCAAGGGCGCAGGUCAUGGAAGAGGCCACCAAGAAGCAGGUCGAGAAGGAGGAGCAUCUGAAAGAUAAGAAGAAGAGGCUAAAUAGGAUAAAGAAGCUGAGGAAGCGCGCCAAGGAUAAGGAGAAGAAGCUGGCGGCUGGUGGUGAGACGGCUGGGGCGGAUACUACCAGUGAAUCUGAAGGCGACGACUAG
Cordyceps fumosorosea ARSEF 2679 is the source of this 843-nucleotide messenger RNA. RefSeq lists its product as hypothetical. The transcript has 2 exons. The record is from RefSeq and is a predicted model, not a curated record. Bases 1 to 843 code for a protein of 280 amino acids. Lineage: Eukaryota; Fungi; Ascomycota; Sordariomycetes; Hypocreales; Cordycipitaceae.